Molecule: messenger RNA, 687 nt
Organism: Asparagus officinalis (garden asparagus)
Lineage: Eukaryota; Viridiplantae; Streptophyta; Magnoliopsida; Asparagales; Asparagaceae
Exons: 1
Coding region: 1-687 (228 amino acids)
Biological process (GO): RNA stabilization
Molecular function (GO): RNA binding
Source: RefSeq, a predicted model, not a curated record
AUGAUUAUUUCGUUUCUCCACUCCACCAACAAAACCCUCAACCUCAGCAAGCAGCUAGAGCCUCUCGAGCUCCUAACGAAACCCAAGAAGCUCGAAAACCCCAAUUCCACUGAGCUUGAAAACCCCUCUGAAGAAUUCAGCGAAGCCCUAGCUCCCUUCCUCAAAUUCUUCAAAUUCGACGGAUCCGAAUCCGACUCCGAUGACGGAGCCAUUGAAUUCGCUGAUAAUCAUGAACCCAUUAGUCCAAAACUCGAAGAGGUGACCGAUGUCAGUGUGAAGUACUACGAGCUCAAAAGAGGGGAUUUUGUUGUUGGUGUUCUUGUUUCGGGCAAUGAUAACAAAUUGGAUGUGAACGUGGGUGUUGAUUUGCUCGGGACGAUGCUGACAAAGGAGGUGAUGCCGUUGUAUGUAGCGGAGUUGGAUUAUUUGCUUUGUGAUCUUGAGAAGGAGAGGGAGAGAGAGGAGUUUAUGGCAAAGGGGGAAAUGAGGGUUGUGAGGGAUGAGGAGGUUUUGAGUAUGGAGAAGGUAAAGGGGAGGCCGGUGGUAGAGAUGGGGAUUGUGCUUUUCGCGGAGGUUUUGGGUCGGACGCUUAGCGGUCUGCCAGUGCUUUCGUCGAGGAGGAUGUAUCGGAGGGUUGUGUGGCAUCGAGUGAGGCAGAUUCUCGAUUUUUCCAUAUUUAUCUUUUAA